This is a messenger RNA of Nerophis lumbriciformis (worm pipefish), 3214 nucleotides long. It is a transcript of the gene sorbs3, whose product is annotated as sorbin and SH3 domain containing 3. Gene Ontology annotation, molecular function: protein binding. Lineage: Eukaryota; Metazoa; Chordata; Actinopteri; Syngnathiformes; Syngnathidae. The record is from RefSeq and is a predicted model, not a curated record.
CGAUGAACUUCUACCUUACCGGUGACAUACAAUACAAAUGUACCACCCAGGUCUUAAUAAUCAUAAUAUUGGCUACGUAACAACACAUGACGACUCACAGUUAAAAAUGAACAAAAAGAAAAAGAAGCGAAAGCGACCUCAACUUGUCUCGCAUGAGAAGGCGGUGCCACAGAGCUUGAACGGCCUGAAUGGGAAGCUCUUAUUACUUCCAGCUGUGGAUGGAAACUAUUAGUGAGCGCCAUCUCCCUGAUGAGCUCUAAAGUGUGUGCUCACUCUCACACAUGCAAACAUAGGCACACACAUGCCUGCCUGACGGCCCGCGCCUAUCUCAGAGCCACGCUGGAGGCUUCAACGUCAGAUAAAGACACAAAGAACAAGCGAGAGAGAGAGAGAGACAGCAGUGCUUCCCUCGCUCGCUCCCUCCUCCUCCUCCUCCUUGUCUUCUUCCACUCACUUCCUUCACUGCACCGAGGAGACGCGCACUCUUCUCUACUUUGGGAGAGGAAUCUGACAUCUGCCACCAAAGACAGACCUGAGAGCUCAUGCAGUCGCAGCGACGUCUUGAAGCGGUUGGCUGUCCAAAUGGCUUCUCCAGGGAGCCCGGGGGUCCUUCUGGUCAGCACAUCCUAAAUACACCAGAUCUGACCCAAGAGGUGGUCAUCUCCCCUGGACUGCCUACUCCUCCCCUGAGCCCCUUCCGCUCUGCCAGAGUUGCAUCUGGAGAGUUUAAGGCGUCAGAAGUCAAUGGAAGUGGACUAACGUCUCCAAGUUUUGGAUCAUACUAUGGCCCCUCACAUCCACAUGGGGACCUCACCAAUGGGAUGAAUUCACCCACAAGGGAGGAACGGCUCAUCAAAUUCUCAGGAAUUGGCCCAGUGGAUGAAACAGGGAUGCCCAUUGCCUCCAGAUCAAGUGUAAACAAGCCCAGGGAUUGGUACAAGAGCAUGUUCAGACAAAUUCACAAGAAGCCAGAGGACUGUGAUUUGGAGGAUUCAGAGAGCUGGACCACUAGACGCCUGUCUGCUAACACAGAGGAUGAAGACGCGGACAAGCACCUUUUCAAGCUAACGCCACAUGGAGCCUUGCCAGACUGGAGUCAGGAUGUCAGCGAGCUGUCAGACCCAGGAAAGCAGCAACGUAAACCUAAGAGCAUAUUCGACUUCGAGCCCGGAAAAGAGGUCUCCUCUGUAGGCCUCAAGCAGAACCCGGUGUCCCCACAAACACAGCCCGAGAAGUCCCCAUCUGUUGAGGCCAGUCUGGUCUCAGAGCUGAGUCGGUUUGAGGCCGAGUUGGACUUGGAUAUCCAAGGCCUGGAGACGAGACUUUCCCAGAAGAAGCGGCCGCAGCGUCAAGGCUGGGGUGAGGAGGCCAGGACCAGGGACACCACUACCGCUGCAAAGACAGGAACCACAAAAUACAGCAACUCAUCAGCACCAAGGCAACCCAUCCAUCAAUCUGUUGGCCCUUCACCAGCCUUCACUUGUACAUUUGUAGAUCGACUUUCUGCUGCAAAUGAUACAAUGGAGCGUUCGCCUAAGAAAGAAGAGAAGAAGAUGAAAGCAGCACGGGCCAAAUUUAAUUUCCAGGCUCAGUCACAAAAGGAGCUCACACUGCAUAGAGGCGACAUUGUUUACAUCCACAGACAAGUCGACGCCAACUGGUUUGAAGGAGAACAUCACGGCAGAGCGGGCAUCUUCCCCACCACCUAUGUGGAGGUUCUUCCGCCGUCGGAGAAGCCAACACCUAUAAAGACCCCCAAUGUACAGGUGCUAGACUAUGGCGAAGCAGUGGCGUUGUAUACUUUCAAUGCCGACCUUCCAGUUGAACUUUCUUUUCGGAAAGGGGAAGUAAUAAGUAUAACCAGAUGUGUGGAUGACAAAUGGCUGGAGGGGAGGAUCUCAGGGACCAACCGGAGUGGCAUCUUCCCCGCCAGCUACGUGCAGGUCAACAAGAUGCCCCGCACCAAAUACACCACGGAUGACUACUCAGCAGGCCAAUUGUCUCCUCUGUCCCCUGGACCGCAGAGUCCAGGACGUCCGCUCCACUCGCCUUGUCUGCAGUCACCACUGUCCCCUUCCAGUCCCACACAAACUCACUCCCCCCUGAAGUCAUCUUCACCUCUUCCUUAUGGUGCUGCUUCACAGCCGCGCUCUCCUGCGUUGUGCAAAGAAACAGCCAAUCGAUGGUCUCCCGGUUCCUCCAAACCUUCUUCCCCUGCCAAUCACAACUGUGCGUCCCCUUCUGCUCAGUCACCAGCUUCUGCACGAAGCACAGGAGAGCCAACAGUAGACACUUCCAGAUUUAAUGAUCUCUCACAGGGUGCUCUGUCCAAUCCUCAUCCCAACUCACUCCCACCUGCACACGUGCCAAACGCUGACGGUUCUGCUGUGGUGCAACGACAACCAUACAAAGCAGUGUACAACUACAAACCCCAGAAUGCUGAUGAGUUGGAGCUCAGAGAAGGCGACAUUGUACAAGUAAUGGAGAAAUGUGAUGAUGGCUGGUUUGUAGAUUAUCUUUCAGAGCUUUGAAGACUAUUGAAGAAACAACGUGACCCUCUUUAGUUAAAUCUACCAAUAUGAGGUUCAAGCCUUUCCACAAAGCUAAGUUUUUAUUACGUCCACAGGUUUAUGGCUAUUCAUUGUUAAAUGUCAAGUUAUAGCAUACUUGCCAACCCUCCCGGAUUUUCCGGGAGACUCCCGAAAUUCAGCGCCUCUCCCAAAAACCUCCCGGGACAAAUUUUCUCCCGAAAAUCUCCCGAAAUUCAGGCGGACUCAGGUCCAUGCGAACCUGAGUCCGCUAACCCACAAUAUAAACAGCGUACCUGCCCAAUCACGUCAUAACUGUAGAAUGAUGGAGGGCGAGUUCUUGGUUUCUUAUGUGGGUUUAUUGUUGGGCAGUUUCAUUAACGUCCUCCCAGCGCGGCAACAACACACAACAACAGCAGUCACGUUUUUGUCUACUGUAAAGCAGUUCGUCUGCCGUAAACAGCAAUGUUGUGACACUCUUAAACGGGACAAUACUGCCAUCUAGUGCAUUUGAUGAAAGCACUUUUGUGCGUGCCACACAGCAAUGCAUCAUCAGAGAGGGUGUUCAGCAUGGUUCGAAAAAUAGUGACAGAGAAUAGAACAAGGAUGGACAAUUCAACCCUUAACUCAACAAUGGGUAGAUGAGUGUUAUGUGUGUGUAUAUGUGUAAAUAAAUGAACACUGGA